AUGCGCUUCUUUCUUCCGAAGUUUCAUAUUUUAGGUGCUCUUAACAUAUGUUCACACCCCGUGUACAAUAUAAGGCCCCACGUAUCUAUAUUAAAAAAGAAUGCAAAUAAUUUUAGUAGUUCUCAACUUGAGGAUGAAAGUAGAGGGUCUCUGGUGUAUAAAAGCCCACAUAACAGAAUUGUUUUGGGAGCCAAAACUUUUUCUCUGAUGUCCAGUUCGACUGUCUUCUUACUUCAACCGUUAUUAUUUACAAACAUCUCAAAUCCAAAAGUUUUUGGUGUUGCGUUAUUUGGUGGUAUUGUCUUCUCACUCUCUACUCCCUUAUUGUUGCAUAUUUUAACUCGAAGUCAUGUUACAAAAUUAUAUUACAACAAAAAAAGUAGGAUAUUCACUGCUUACAUGAAAGGAAUAUUACUAACUAAUAAAAAACUGGAAUUUACUGCUGAGGAAGUGAAGUAUGCCGAACCAGCAUUCACUAUGGCCAGCAUCACAGUCAGAGGGACACCGUUAUUUAUUUCAGAAGAGGAAUUUACAGACGUUGAAGUAUACAAACACUUAGUAA
Messenger RNA from Trichobilharzia szidati, 562 nucleotides. The record is from the annotation of a GenBank genome assembly. Lineage: Eukaryota; Metazoa; Platyhelminthes; Trematoda; Strigeidida; Schistosomatidae.